AUUUUAUUGAUAAUGAUUUCUAUGAAAUUCAAAAUUCAAAUUUUUGUUUGUUAUGUUAACUUUUUUAAAAUGCCAGUGGACUUACAUAGGCUCAUACAAGGAUGGUUGGAAUUAGAAAGCGAUCCCGGUUUGUUCACGUUGCUUUUAGAAGACUUUGGAGUGAAAGGCGUUCAGUUAGAAGAGAUUUAUGACCUUCAAAAACCAUUGGACGGUCCUGUUUAUGGUUUUAUAUUUUUGUUCCGAUGGAUCGAAGAGCGUCGUAGCCGCAGAAAAAUCGUUGACCAGACAGACAUAUUCGUCAAAAGUGACGAUGCUAUCAACAGUGUAUUUUUCGCUCAACAAAUGAUACCUAACAGCUGUGCUACACAUGCCCUACUGUCUGUAUUGCUCAAUUGUUCAGAUAUACAUCUGGGCGAGACACUAGGGCGUCUUAAGGAACACACCCGGGGUAUGAGCCCUGAGAGUAAAGGAUGGGCGAUUGGUAACAUUCCAGAAUUAGCGAGAGCACAUAAUUCCCAUGCCAUGCCAAAAAGUAGACCACGUAUGGACAAAACACCUGGUUUAACAACCGGAAGGUUCACUGGUGAGGCAUACCAUUUUGUGAGUUAUGUGCCGAUCAAUGGUCAUUUAUAUGAACUAGAUGGGUUAAAACCAUAUCCCAUGGACCAUGGGCCAUGGGCUGAAGAUGAGAAUUGGACUGAGAAGUUUAGAAGGGUAAUAAGUGAUCGACUUGGAGCAACAGCCGAGUAUAGUGAUAUACGUUUCAACUUAAUGGCAGUUGUACCAGACAAACGAUUAGCUAUUACCCAUAAGUUAACUAUGCUCAAGACAAAUAGACAAAUAGUUUUAGAAGCUUUACAACAACUAGUUUUAGUUGAUGACUGUGAACAAAAAAGAAAAAACUUUGAAUGCGAUCAGUUGCUAAAUAAAUGUGCUAAAAAAGAAAUGUCACCCGUUCCUGGCUCAUCAAAAGAUUUUAAUGAAGAAAAGACAUGUCCAGAGUCAAAUAAUAUUGUUGUGAUACAUGUUCAAUCUUCAAGUGGUGGAUCAGAAGGUGAUGGAGAUCCAAAAGACAUAAAAAGUGUAUGUUUAGAAGCAGGAGCUAUGCCCAAAGGAUGGGAAACACCCUCUAGUCAUUCUUCAGAUAAAGAAGAUAAUAAUGAUCAAAAAUUGGAAAACAAUAUUAAACCUAAUCAUACUUUUUCUCCCAAAGACUUAUUGGCUCUUGUUAAAAAUUUAGAAAUUGAAAUUAACAUGAGUGAAGGUAUUUUACGAGAGGAAAAUGAAAAACGUAAUAAAUAUAGAAUUGAUGAUUGUCGACGUACACAUAAUUAUGAUCAAUUUAUUUGUACGUUUUUAACUAUGUUAGCUCAAAAAGGUAUAUUGCCUGAUUUAGUACAACAACAUUUGGGCACUCAAAAAAAGAAUGCAAGUGCACAACUUUCACUUGCUGUACAAUCAAAUUCCACAAAUCAAACACAAAUUAAAUCUAAAACCAACAAAACAAAUUCAAAAAGUAAUACAACUUCUGCUACGACAAGGCUUAGGACAAAACGGAAGACAAAUUCUAAAAAAGGACGUAAAUCGUGACAGGUCAUAAUUAUCACUCAAGAAUAUUUUACCUGAUCGCUUUACAUGAUGUAUGGUGGAAAUUAAUCUUGAUACCUAUUUAUUGUUCAUUUAUGAACUAUUGUUGAUGAUACAUCACUUCAAUUAACAUUGUUAUAAGUUUAUAAUUUUAAAGUACAAUAAGCAAUAUAUUACUUGUUAAAUGACUUUUGUUAUACUAAAUUAACUUUCAUAAUUUAGUUAACAGUAGAGUUGUGAAAAAUGCUUUCCAAAAAUUAAGUUCAACUGGAUAAAUUACUUUUAAAAAAUUGCUAUCAG
Messenger RNA from Sipha flava (yellow sugarcane aphid), 1887 nucleotides. It is a transcript of the gene calypso, whose product is annotated as ubiquitin carboxyl-terminal hydrolase calypso. The transcript has 3 exons. The record is from RefSeq and is a predicted model, not a curated record. Gene Ontology annotation, cellular component: cytoplasm. Gene Ontology annotation, molecular function: cysteine-type deubiquitinase activity. Lineage: Eukaryota; Metazoa; Arthropoda; Insecta; Hemiptera; Aphididae. The coding region runs from base 13 to 1590 and encodes 525 amino acids. Gene Ontology annotation, biological process: protein deubiquitination; ubiquitin-dependent protein catabolic process.